This is a messenger RNA of Rhipicephalus sanguineus (brown dog tick), 1709 nucleotides long. RefSeq lists its product as uncharacterized. Lineage: Eukaryota; Metazoa; Arthropoda; Arachnida; Ixodida; Ixodidae. The record is from RefSeq and is a predicted model, not a curated record. Bases 349 to 960 code for a protein of 203 amino acids. The transcript has 9 exons.
CCGUUCGAGAAGCGGCGAGCAGUUUCGGUUUCAGUUCUUUGAAUGUAUCGUUUUACAUGUACACUGCUCUUAAAUGGGCCGGCGAAAAAUUAUAAAAACGACGACUUUGUAAUUCGUAUUUGAAGUGCGCUGUAGUUUCUUAACUUUUUUUCUUUUAUUUUAUGAUCAUUAUAUGUACGAAAACAUUACGACAAUGCGGCUGUGGCUGCAGUCUGUUUCUAUAGUUCCGCAUUUGAAGCGUGUUCUCUGCGUGCACAACAGUUACAAUUCGCGCGCACUCUGAAAUUUGGGUUCGCGGAGCUGGUUGUAAUCGAAGAGCUUGCAUACGCUAGGCGGGAAGCGCGCGCCAUGGAAAGCGAAUACGAGAGCUCAUCGCACAUACCAGUACCCUCAACUCUUACUGCGGCUGCAGGGCCACACACGGAACCACGCAUGUUUGGUGCUUUGCACAUGUUGGAAGCUGCCAACUCUUUUACGGAACUGCAAUCCCAUGGCUCAUCGCACAUACCAGUAUCCUCAACUCUUGCUGUGGCUGCAUGGCCACACAUGGAACCGAGCAUGCUUGAUUCAUCUUACAGUCCUGGACCCGCAUAUCUGACCGGGGCUACAAGGCCACAAACAGACGCACAAGUGCUCGCUUUCAUGGAAAGGAUUCAACAUGUGUUAAAUAGCAUGAAGCACACCCAGCAAGCCUAUUUGCAAUAUUUCAGCGAGCUGCUAAGUAAUGCCGACAGUGCAGCUCCGCACCCUCAUGGCCUCCCAGACCUGCCUUUCUCGAAUGUGGCGGAUGUUCUUGCGUAUGAAGAGAAGCUCGAGACAGACAGCAAAGCUCAUGAUCAAAUGAAAAAGCACAUGGCUGUACAAGGGGGAGAUUCGACGAAACAGAAAAGAACAUGUGUACUGCAGUCCCUCCUCAGCUGGAAUGCUGCAGUGGGCUUCAGUUGGUUUGGCACAAAGUGAAAGAAAAUUCUGUGAACUGCACCUCUGCAAGCUGAUGUGCGGCGUGUUGACUAAUGACAUCCGAAACCCGAAUGCGACCCUGAAGGAUGUGGAGAAGGCUGCGAUGACCUGGUUCCGUCAUGCUGCUGAGCGGCUGGCCGCGCAACAAAAAUAGUUUAUUUUUUUUUUUUUCAACUAAUAAGAUAAUCCUGAAGGUCAGUUAUUGUUGCAAAUUCUCUGCAUUGCGUGUAUUAAAAUAUGUGUUGCUUUUUUUUCACCACUGUUUCAUUCCUUCUUUGUUGUUUCUUGUUUAUGUAUGCCAUAUUCAGUGCCAUCAUUUUUCUGGUGAAUUGUUUCCUGUGCUGGAACUGAACUUUUUGUUUCCUAAAACUUCAUUUUCUUACUUGCACACUGCCUGUAGAUUGAAGAGCAAAGAGUAAUUAACUGCACCAAUAGUGUAAUGCUAAAAUCAGGUCCACUACAUAGUACAUUGUUCAAAAAGUGCCCUGCAGUAAUCACAAAAGCAUCCGAGCAAGCAAGUACAACCCUGAAUUCCACACUAGUAGAUGAGAAUUAAACAAGUUGUGUGUGCUAGUAAAGAAAUUGUGUUUCAGGAAAUCAAAAUUUCAGUUAGGCUAAGGGAACGACAGAGCAAGAAAGUGAUUACUUUAAGCUUUUUAUUAACAGUUCCAGUGAGGAGAAUGUUUCCUAAUGAUAUAUAUGUGUGCCCUUUAUGCAUGGCAAAUGUGCAGUAAAAUAAAGAAUUCAAA